AUGAGCAACUUCGAGGUAACUGUUUUGGGGGCAUCUGGUGGGACUGAUGGGGGUGCUACGCAAUGCUUUAUGGUGAGACCGAUGGGCUGCCGGGGUCUCCGUUCGAUUUGUGUGGACGGAGGAGCCGGUUUUAGCCAAAUAUCACAGAUGCUGGCGCGUUCGAAGGAUUCUUUCAAAAGUGAGCUGCUGGAGAGUUUCUAUGCCAAUGAUUUUGAGCCUGCUGGCCAGUUUUUUGAUCCUAAGGCUUCGGUUUCUUUGGGGUUUCCCCAAUGCAUCCUUGGUAGCCUUGAGGAUGCCUUAGAGAAGCACAAGCACUUGAAUACUUUUACAAAGGCGAUGGAAAUUUAUAUGGGGGUGAAAGAGUACUAUAUCACGCAUGCUCACCUGGAUCAUAUUGGAGCAAUGGUGCUUAACUCGCCUUUCGCGUGCGAUGCGAACAGUGGAGAUGCUAAACUGAUAUGUGCGCUCCCGUUUACGCUGCAAGCUAUCGAGAAGCAUAUAUUUAACGAUGUGAUAUGGCCUGAUUUACUUCAUGGUGGGUCAAGUCGACUGAAGCUGAGCAGUUUGACAGAUGGGAUACCACAUGUCUGCGGGGCCUUCCCUCAAUGGGAUAUUAUACCAUUCAAAGUCCACCAUGGGUUUAGCGCGUCCAUCGUCGAUGAACGCGUGUACAGCACGGUUUACCUGUUUUCAGAUAGGAGUACAAAGCAGUCGCUGUUAGUAUGUGGGGACCUGGAGCCAGACUCUGCUUCCGGCGGAGAACCCUUGCUUGAGAAGGCCUGGGAAUACAUAGCAACGCGUGUUCCUCGUGGCAAUCUCAAAGGCAUCAUUGUGGAAUGCUCAAGUUCUGCAAGCACUCCAAAACACGAGCUCUAUGGCCAUAUGUCCCCCGCAUACCUGGUCGGGCAGUUGUCGAGGCUCAGAGAAAUGUACGGGGACCCAGAUGUGCUGGCAGGCUUGAGCAUCCUGGUUACACAUGUCAAGACGAUCAUAUCCGAGAAGGAUCCGCGACUGGUAAUCUUACAGGAGCUUCGAGAAGCCGCCCUGCAGGAGCGGCUGGACGUCCGCUUCUCAAUGGCUGUACAGGGCUACACAUUCUCGUUCUGA
This is a messenger RNA of Torulaspora globosa, 1107 nucleotides long. It is a transcript of the gene PDE1, whose product is annotated as 3',5'-cyclic-nucleotide phosphodiesterase PDE1. The record is from RefSeq and is a predicted model, not a curated record. Bases 1 to 1107 code for a protein of 368 amino acids. Lineage: Eukaryota; Fungi; Ascomycota; Saccharomycetes; Saccharomycetales; Saccharomycetaceae. Gene Ontology annotation, biological process: cGMP catabolic process; cAMP catabolic process; negative regulation of glucose mediated signaling pathway. Gene Ontology annotation, molecular function: 3',5'-cyclic-GMP phosphodiesterase activity; 3',5'-cyclic-AMP phosphodiesterase activity. The transcript has a single exon.